Thalassophryne amazonica is the source of this 1203-nucleotide messenger RNA. Its product is annotated as 2-iminobutanoate/2-iminopropanoate deaminase-like. Gene Ontology annotation, molecular function: deaminase activity. The record is from RefSeq and is a predicted model, not a curated record. The transcript is spliced from 6 exons. Bases 106 to 594 code for a protein of 162 amino acids. NCBI's taxonomy places the organism in Eukaryota, Metazoa, Chordata, Actinopteri, Batrachoidiformes, Batrachoididae. Gene Ontology annotation, cellular component: cytosol.
GCAGCAGCAAGCAGCAAGCAGCAGCAGCAGCAAGCAGCUCUGUGCCUUUUCCUUCGUUCUUCUGCUUCACUUUUGAUUGAACAUUUUCUCUAUUUUCUUUGUAUUAUGGCUGCAAUCAUCAGGAGGAUCGUCAGCACCUCCAAAGCUCCUGCAGCCAUUGGGCCAUACAGCCAGGCGGUGGUGGUCGAUCGGACCAUGUACAUCUCAGGACAGCUGGGGAUGAACCCUGCUGAUGGACAGUUGGUGGAAGGUGGUGUUCAGGCUCAAACCAAACAGGCUCUUGUAAAUAUGGGUGAAAUCCUAAAAGUUGCAGGAUGUGGUUACGAAAAUGUUGUGAAAACUACGGUGCUUCUCGCCGACAUGAACGACUUCACCACAGUCAACAACAUUUACAAGCAGUUUUUCAGCACCAACUUCCCGGCCAGAGCUGCCUACCAGGUCGCCGCUCUUCCCAGAAUGAUUUCUGCACGGCUCCCAUGUUGCCCUGGCUCCUGGUUCCUGGCUACCUGCACGGCUACGUCACUUUGGAACUCCUUGGCUCUCUGCUCAGAGCGUGACUCUGCCACAUACCAGUUAAGUUCCUCCUCGUAUUAGUGGGGUCCCAUUCUCACUUGUUCCUGUCUGUGACUGUGCUAUGAUAAAGAACUGUUCCAAGAACUCUUCCUAAGAACUCCAUGAACUCUGAUAUCAAACCAUUAAAAACCCAGCGGUAUCAAAUCCUGCUCAAUUAGAACUGCAUCACAACACACAGCACUUGACCUCUGGAUACAAUUUAUGAACUGUGAACAAUUCCUGAACAGUAAACCUUAUUUCUUAAGAAGAAAAUAUGAUUAAGCCUUUUGUGAACUAUGACUGUUUUGAGGCUCCAGCAUUACGAGUGCAUUCACUCACCCUGUGUGUCUUUAUUCCCCAUAGUUUCUGGUUUCGGAGGUGAGGGUUCCACCUGGUCCUGGUCCUUGAACCUUAGCAUUCUCCUUCAAGACUGGCUUGGAAUACUGCAGCUCCCUAUUUUCACCGCCAGGAGGCAGGCCAUCUCUACAUACUACAGGCACCCCAGUGCAGCACCUUUUAUUUAUUGUUUAUAAAUAAAUAUAGUUUACUAUGUACUCUUCCCAUGUCCAGCUCCCUGCAUUUGGGUCCAUUGCCUGAAAUGGUCCAUUUCUGUCCGGACCCCUAACCAUAACACUCUGGGUGCAGCUGUUU